Symbiodinium sp. CCMP2456 is the source of this 1152-nucleotide messenger RNA. NCBI's taxonomy places the organism in Eukaryota, Dinophyceae, Suessiales, Symbiodiniaceae. The record is from the annotation of a GenBank genome assembly.
AUGUUUUCACGCGCCCCGCGGUUUAAGAACAGCCGGGCGGUGCCGUUUCCAGGCCCCGGGGCCUAUUACCCAAAGGGAGUGGGUUUUACCGCAGCGUAUUCCUUUGGGCCGCCCAAGUCCAAGCGCCAGGCGAAACCCCUGGCUGCAGUGCCCGUGACAGCUUCUGGAGGCGGAGGCCCAGGUCCUGAGCCCCUGGAUGCAGUGCCCGUGACAGCCUCUGCCUCGGGUCCUGUGCUACUCACGCAGCUUGCACGUCGUGUGCAAGAGGAGGGCUGUCACCACACCCCGCCCGAGAGCAUGGAGGCCAAGACGCAGAUCCUGGCCAGCGUGGAUCUUGAGCAGCUGGUGCUCGGAGAGCAGCUGGGCCAGGGAGGCCUGGCUCGAGUGUGCACGGCCAAAACAAAAAAUCACUUGCUGGCAGCCAAGUUGUACUGGCAACGGUAUGGCCUGCUCCCCGGGCAGGAAGAGCAGGAUCGGGCCUCGCUGAAAAGCGAGGCAGACCUUCUAUGGAAAUUGCGACACCCCAACAUCGUCAGUGUGGUGGCAUUGAUCGUGCAAAGUGGCCUCGUGCAGGGCAUGGUGCUGGAGCUUUGCGGGCCUUCCUUGCAGGCUGCAACGCAGCAGGAGCGGCUUGCAGCAACGCACUUAGCAAGCUUGCUACACCCCACCUGCUCUGGCAUUGAGUAUCUUCAUUCAAACCUUGUGGCCCACCUUGACAUCAAGGGCAGCAACGUCACUCUGCAUUCUGCUUUUGGCAUCAAAAUCAUUGACUUCGAUGCGGCGCUGGUUUUGCACAGCCCGCAUCAGAAGGUACGACGCCUCCCAGGGAACACCUGCAGGUUGUCGCCAGAGGCAGGAGCAAACCGCCCAUACAGCCCCUUGCAGGAGGACGCUUUUGCUGUUGGGGCAAUGUUCACCGAUAUCGUUGAGGACCUGCGUGUGCAACAGGGUGAGUUGUCGUGGGAAGCCAAAGUGUUGCAGGCUCGAGUGCGGUGCUUGUCGCUCCCAGCGGAAGACAGGCCAACCAUGAGCGACAUGCUUCAAGAUCGGAUUUGGCGUGGUGCAGAUGAGGUGCUGGCCGAGCAAGUGGGCAUGCCCACGGCAACGCCCGAGGCUGCUUGUGGAAACGUGCUUGCCAAACUGUUUGGAUAA